AUGGCCAUCACUGAGCUCCCAAAAGCCCCAGGGCUUCGCACCCACACGAGCAUCUUCGACUCCAUUACACUCAUAGAAGCCUCUAUCAAAGGCCCCACUCUACGAGAAAUUCGCAAAGACUACCGCUUCAUCUGCUGCCGCUGCAACUACUCGCAAAUCGUCUUCGGUCACUGCAAUGUUGCGUCUGAUAAACCUGGCCAGACAGUGUUAACAUGCUCGGAGCAAAAGUCGGAGGGUCUAGUACCGAGGCCACUGCGAAGGUGGUCGUGUGGUGGGGGGUGCUUCGAGCGGGAGAAUACCCAUGUGGCAUGCAAUGGGUGUCAAAUUGAAGUCAUGUCUUGA
Messenger RNA from Morchella sextelata, 342 nucleotides. RefSeq lists its product as uncharacterized. The record is from RefSeq and is a predicted model, not a curated record. Lineage: Eukaryota; Fungi; Ascomycota; Pezizomycetes; Pezizales; Morchellaceae. The transcript is spliced from 2 exons. The coding region runs from base 1 to 342 and encodes 113 amino acids.